CCUGAACAGUCAUAGUUUUCUCCCAAGAGUUUCCGAAUUCUAGAACAUGCAAAAUGCUGAUCAGGAACAUUCUGCCCAGUCUUCAAGUUAUUUGACAAAUGCCCCCCAAGUUAAGAGAUCCUAUGCGCACAAGGCCUGCGAGGCGUGUCGUGCAGCAAAGUUGAAAUGUAGCGCCCAGUACCCUUGUCAACGGUGCGAGCAGAGAAGUCGACCAUGUGUCUACCGAGAAUCAUUGCGGCGGCGGCCUGGGGCAAUGCCUCUGCCAAUCUUGAAGGCGAUAUCAGAGGUUCCGUGCUCCUCUCUUAACCCGAGCAGCAGCAGCAGCAGCAGCAGCAGCCCCAGCAGCCCCUCCAUCUUGGGGACUGAGAACGGAACAGACUACGCCGUGUACUACUGGAUCCACACUCUUUUUCAAGGUUUCGAUGUCCCUAGCCACCAAAUACGCACUCUGGUAUUCGAGUCCUCGGUCUCGCCCUGGGACCUUCUUCCCAUUAUGACCGUCAGCAUCCCCGAUCUUCAGUAUUUGUCCCCCAAUCUGGCUACCCGCUGCUUGAAUAUCUUCACCUCGUCUUUCUGGCACCUGAAUCCUUAUUACCCGAUCAACUCUCUGCAAGCCGCGUUGUGCGAUGUGUUUGGGGUCGUAGGAUCACCUGGUCUGUCUUCACCGAUGGACUGGGCUAAUGUUCUCGCCGUUCUCGCCAUCGGUGCCUCUUGCACCGAGUAUUAUCCAUUAGCAGAGUACCUUCUUAAUGAGUCAUAUCGCUACGCGGAGAUGCAGAUGGGAGGAAACACGCUCUCUAUGUCCCCCCUUUCUCCGGACAAGCAACUCCAGUAUACCAACAAACUGACUCGCCGACAGCACGCACAAUAUUACCUUAACAUAAACCAACAUGGAAUCGCGUAUACCAUCUUAACGCAGGCGCGCCGAGGCUAUCUGGCCGGCAAAGAGCGCGCCGAUACCGAGAUCAGCACAGAUUCCGGCGAAGGGCGAACCUCUACCGCCGUCACCUUGAACGCUUUCGCUCAAUUUCUCUCGCUCUGUGUCGGAUGUGUCCCGGAUGACCUCGAUCAGAAUGAAAUCUUCCCCGACACGACUGCCAAUGGCCAGUUACCCCCUGUCCUAUCUGCGAUCCACCAACUCGCACGAAUCACAGCCCAGAUCAAGCAAGCCCAAAAGCGACUGAGGCUGUAUCCGGACGCCCUCGCCCAAGCUUCCUUUGAGCUUCACCAAUCGCUACAAAUCGCUUUGCUGGAGGCAUCGAAUCGGUGUCGUCUGCUGUAUGCUGCGCAUCAUCAGCAGAGGAUCGUGUUGGAGGUUUUAAUAUUUGUUCUAUUCUACUAUGAGAUCCAAAUCCUGUUCCGUCCCUUUCUGAUGAUGAAGCUCCUGCAUUUGCACCGCGUACGAUUGCGAUACCCCGAUGAAACCAUCUCCUCAUCUAUCUUUGAAGUUGCCGGUGCGCACACCGUGCGGGCCGCCCGAUCCCUAAUCAGAAUAAUUGGGCAGGCGAUCGAUCUCAAUUCGGUGGUCAAGGACCUCCCCGGGAAUGGGUUCUUCCUUGAGAGCGCAUGCGUGUCAUUGAUUCUCAUGUGCUUGUGCCACGGGCCCCGAGAUGCGUAUCUAACCGAUAUCUGGAUGGGAAUUCAUAAUCUGAGGCGCAUGUCCUGUCAAGCGCUGGUGGGUGAGCGCAUCCAAGGUCUAGUGGGGUUGUUGGCCGUCACCGGGCUGGCGGGAGCCCAGUUUGACCAGGCUUAGAUCUACUCUCAGGGCCUGCCACCAUCAAUACAUUGCAAAUAGAG
Messenger RNA from Aspergillus brunneoviolaceus CBS 621.78, 1797 nucleotides. RefSeq names its product Zn(II)2Cys6 transcription factor domain-containing protein. The transcript has 4 exons. Gene Ontology annotation, biological process: positive regulation of transcription from RNA polymerase II promoter by galactose. The coding region runs from base 47 to 1753 and encodes 568 amino acids. The record is from RefSeq and is a predicted model, not a curated record. Gene Ontology annotation, cellular component: nucleus. Lineage: Eukaryota; Fungi; Ascomycota; Eurotiomycetes; Eurotiales; Aspergillaceae. Gene Ontology annotation, molecular function: zinc ion binding; RNA polymerase II cis-regulatory region sequence-specific DNA binding; DNA-binding transcription factor activity, RNA polymerase II-specific.